Acaulospora colombiana is the source of this 244-nucleotide messenger RNA. The record is from the annotation of a GenBank genome assembly. Lineage: Eukaryota; Fungi; Glomeromycota; Glomeromycetes; Diversisporales; Acaulosporaceae.
AUGUUUCUUGGGCCGGGCGAUCGUGACGACGCGUUCAUUGACAAUCACGAGCGCAUACAAGACGUCCUUGAGACGCGCCUUCAUGUUGGUGGGUGGCACGAUUGCAUCCGCGACGCGAAGGCGCAAGCUCGAUUCCAGACGCAGGUGCCGGACAGUAGCCUUCGUAGGUCAAAGUCGGAGUUUGAAAAAGAAGUGCUCAAGUCGCCCAUCCCACCGCUAUCCACACCUGUAUUACCUACGAGUU